UUUUCCUUUCUUCUUUUCUAGGGCACACAUUUGUUCCUGAGAUGAUUUAUAGCUACCAAUAAUCUUCCACGGUUGUUGCUUCAUCAAAUAUUCUGGCAUCUUCUUCUCUUGUUAGUAAACAGAAGAGUACUGUUAAAUACCAAGCCAAGUACUCUUAUCCUUAAUAGACAGUACAGCAUGUUCUGUACAAAACUGAAAGACUUGAAGAUCACAGGGGAAUGUCCUUUCUCCUUACUGACUCAAAGUCGUAUUGCUGAUGAACAUGAGAAGGGCUGCACAGAAAACAGCUCCAGAGCAGCUUUGCCCAUCUGCAAAGAAGUCCAUGAAAAAGACACUCAAGGAAACCUUCCACAAAGGAAAACGAGCAGAAGUAGAGUGUACCUGCACACGUUAACUGAAAGCAUCUGCAAACUAAUAUUUCCUGAGUUUGAAAGACUAAAUCUUGCACUUCAGAGAACGUUAGCAAAGCACAGGAUAAAAGAAACCAGAAAAACUGGCGAUAGAGAAGAUUUUGAAAAAAUAAUCAGUGAUCAUGCUAUUGCAGCAGGUGUUCCUGUGGAGUCUCUACGAGAAUCUCUUGGUGAAGAGCUGUUCAAAAUAUGCUAUGAAGAGGAUGAACACAUACUGGGGGUUAUUGGAGGAACCCUUAAGGACUUCUUGAACAGUUUCACUACUCUGCUGAAGCAAAGUAGCCACAGUCAGGAAGCAGGGAAAAAGGACAGACUUGAAGAAGUUUCCAUAUUAUGCCUGGAGAAAGAUCAGGACUUCUUAAACGUGUAUUAUUUCUUUCCCAAGAAAAUCACAAGUCUUAUUCUGUCUGGCAUUAUUAAAGCAGCGGCUCAUAUUUUGUAUGAAACUGAGGUGGAAGUCAUGCUCAUGCCUCCUUGUUUCCAUAAUGACUGCACUGAGUUUGUUAAUCAGCCCUAUUUGCUGUACUCUAUACAAGUCAAAAGUGCAAAGCCUUCUUUAUCUCCAUGUAAACCGCAGUCUUCACUUGUGAUUCCUGCCUCUGUGUUCUGUAAGAUCUUCCCGUUCCAUUUUAUGUUUGACAAGGAUAUGUCUGUUCUACAAGUUGGAAAUGGGAUAAGAAGGCUUUUGACCAGAAGAGAAUUUCAAGCUAAGCCCAAUUUUGAAGAAUAUUUUGAAAUUCUUACCCCUAAAAUAAGCUGCACAUUUAGUGGAAUAAUGACAAUGUUAAAUAUGCAGUUUACUGUACGAGUGAGAAGAUGGGAUAAUACUGAUCUGAAGUCAUCUAUGGUAAUGGAUCUCAAAGGCCAAAUGAUCUAUAUUCUUGAAUCCAGUGCAAUCCUAUUCUUGGGAUCUCCAUGUGUGGACAGGCUAGAAGAUUUUACAGGACGUGGAUUAUAUCUUUCAGAUAUUCCUAUUCACAAUGCGCUGAGAGAUGUUGUUCUGAUCGGAGAGCAAGCCAGAGCUCAGGAUGGACUGAAGAAGAGGUUAGGAAAGCUGAAAGCAACCCUUGAACAGGCCCAUCAAGCACUUGAAGAGGAAAAGAAGAAGACUGUAGAUCUUCUGUUUUCUAUUUUUCCUGGAGAAGUUGCUCAGCAGCUGUGGCAAGGACAAGUGGUGCAAGCCAAGAAGUUUAGUAAUGUCACAAUGCUUUUCUCUGACAUUGUCGGAUUCACUGCCAUCUGUUCCCAGUGCUCACCUAUGCAGGUUAUAACCAUGCUUAAUGAGCUUUAUACUCGCUUUGAUUACCAGUGUGGAGAGUUAGAUGUCUACAAGGUUGAGACUAUUGGAGAUGCCUACUGUGUUGCUGGAGGUUUACACAAAGAAAGUGAAACCCAUGCUGUCCAAAUAGCAUUGAUGGCCCUGAAGAUGAUGGAGCUGUCAGAUGAGGUGGUGUCUCCCCAUGGAGAGCCUAUCAAGAUGCGUAUUGGCCUUCAUUCUGGAUCUGUUUUUGCUGGAGUUGUUGGAGUUAAAAUGCCUCGUUAUUGCCUCUUUGGAAAUAAUGUAACCCUUGCCAACAAGUUUGAAUCUUGCAGUGUACCUCGAAAAAUAAAUGUCAGCCCAACAACUUACAGAUUAUUAAAGGAGUAUCCAGGUUUUGUAUUUACGCCACGCUCAAGAGAAGAACUUCCUCCAAAUUUUCCCAGUGAUAUCCCUGGAAUUUGCUAUUUUCUGGAUGCUUAUAUUCAAGGAACAAGCUCACAGACUUGGUUUCAAAAGGAAGAUCUGGGAGAUGGCAAUGCCAAUUUUUUGGGUGAGGAAACGGGAAUAGACUAAAUCAUCUACUACAUUCACAAGCAUAUAGAAUAAAUGUAUAAAUAUUCUGUUGGUUUUUUUUGUAUAAAUUGAAAAUUUUAAAAAAUAUAUGAAACAUGAAAGCACUUUAGAUUGAGAACACCUGAAAGCCAGUAUUAAAAUUUCAGGAAGUAUGUAACUGACUCCUUUAUGUUUUUCCUUUGUAUAAGGAAUGUAGUCACUAAAAUAAUAUUGCAACUUCACUGUUUAAAAUGCCACUAAAAAGUACAUGUUCCCUGUGAUAAUUUGUGAGUGCUACCUAACAACCCUCUCAGUUCUUUCUGCACUGAGAAUUCUAGGUGUAUUGUAUGUGCAGCGUGCCAGGAAGUGUAAUGUGCAAGUGAUGCAGACAAAUGCAGUGUUGUGAGCUGGUGCUUAUCAGUGACCGUUAAAAGUUUAUUUUAUUAGUGAUUCCAUAAGAAAAAUGGUCUUAAAAAUAUCAUCACUGCUACCACAUACUCCUUCAAGAACAUCCUUUGGGCUCUAUCCGUACAGCUGCUGACCGUCUUCUAAUACUUGCUGAAGUCAGUGUGUUGAGUGUGCUCAGCAUCUUCUGGAUAGGGCUGCUAAUUGUAGCUAACACACAUAUACAUACAAGAGUUUCCUGCUUACUGUUUCCUGAACUCUCUUCUGUGUAUAAAAUGAAUAUAGGUUCUGUAUAAUCACUGUAUAAUCACGUCCUACAGUUUCUGUAAUCAUCAAACAGUAUUUUAGUUCUCGGGGUUUUUAAAACACUUUAUAAAAAUAAUAUCAACUUGCUAUGAUGUAUUAGAGCAAUAAAUGUUUUUCUUUGUUGUUGUUGUCA
Messenger RNA from Tympanuchus pallidicinctus (lesser prairie-chicken), 3067 nucleotides. It is a transcript of the gene GUCY1A1, whose product is annotated as guanylate cyclase 1 soluble subunit alpha 1. Gene Ontology annotation, biological process: cGMP biosynthetic process; response to oxygen levels. The record is from RefSeq and is a predicted model, not a curated record. Gene Ontology annotation, molecular function: heme binding; guanylate cyclase activity. Lineage: Eukaryota; Metazoa; Chordata; Aves; Galliformes; Phasianidae. The transcript has 8 exons. The coding region runs from base 178 to 2244 and encodes 688 amino acids. Gene Ontology annotation, cellular component: guanylate cyclase complex, soluble.